UCCUGGUGAAUAUUCAGUGGGUUCUGUUCCCUUCACUGGCUCCUGUCUAUGCAGACAGCCAGCUGGGCAGGAGAAGCAGAGGCCGUGCUGGCAGCAGUGACAACAGGGGACAGUGGAAGGAGCGCAGGGCCACCGAGGCUGACCCAGGCAGCCGUCGCCGAGCUCCCACCAUGGGCAGCAGGGUGUGGGGCGUCUGCGUCCUCUGCUUGCUGGGCCCCUUGCCAAUCGUCCUGGGCCACGUGCACCCAGAGUGUGAUGUCAUCACUCAGCUGAGAGAGGACGAGCAAGCGUGUCUACAAGCUGCUGAAGGGAUGCCCAACUCCACCUUGGGCUGCCCCAGGAUCUGGGACGGGCUGCUGUGCUGGCCGAUGGCGGGCUCCGGAGAGUGGGUGAGCCUCCCCUGCCCGGCUUUCUUCUCUCACUUCAGCUUGGAGCCAGGGGCUGUGAAGAGGGACUGCACCACUGCGGGCUGGUCGGAGCCCUUCCCGCCUUAUCCCGAGGCCUGCCCUGUGCCCCUGGAGCUGCUGACUGAGGAGAAAUCCUACUUCUCCGCGGUAAGGAUCGUCUACACCAUGGGCCACAGCGUCUCGGCUGCAGCGCUCCUAGUGGCCAUCAUCAUCCUGGUCGCUCUCAGGAGGCUCCACUGCCCCAGGAACUACAUCCACACCCAGCUGUUCACCACCUUUAUCCUCAAGGCGGCAGCUGUGUUCCUGAAGGACGCCACCCUCUUCCACCGGGAGAACAUGGACCACUGCAGCUUCUCCACUGUCCUGUGCAAGGCUUCUGUGACCGCCUCUCAUUUCGCUACCAUGACCAACUUCAGCUGGCUGCUGGCAGAAGCUGUGUACCUGACCUGCCUCUUAGCCUCCACACUGCCCAGCACAAGGAGGGUCUUCUGGUGGCUGGUUCUUGCUGCCUGGGGGCUUCCUCUGCUCUUCACCAGCAUGUGGGUGGGUUGCAAGUUGGCCUUUGAAGAUGUUGCGUGCUGGGACCUGGACGACAGCUCCCCCUACUGGUGGAUCAUCAAAGGACCCAUCGUCCUCUCUGUUGGGGUGAACUUUGGGCUUUUUCUCAAUAUUAUCCGUAUCCUGCUGAGGAAACUGGAGCCAACUCAGGGCAGCCUCCACACCCAGCCUCAGUACUGGCGUCUCUCUAAGUCAACGCUUCUCCUCAUUCCGCUGUUUGGAAUCCACUAUGUCAUUUUCAACUUCCUGCCUGACAGUGCUGGGCUGGACAUCCGCCUCCCCCUAGAACUGGGACUGGGCUCUUUCCAGGGCUUCAUUGUUGCUAUCCUGUACUGCUUCCUCAACCAAGAGGUGAGGACUGAGAUCUCACGGAGAUGGCACGGCCACGAUCCUGAACUUCUGCCAGCCCGGAGGACUCAUAUCAAGUGACUGUUCACGUGCCCUCUCGUCCCCAGGCCGGGGAGCCUUUCAUCGGGACACAUUCUGGGGAGUGAAAGCUGUGCCAGUUCAGCCGAUAUGCCUUUUCUUAACGCGACAGAGUGUUUCCAGAUUGCACUCCAGAACUGCCAGCGAGAUCUCCACUCCCACCAGCAGCUCCACCAACACUUGGCAUUACCCAGCUUUUCAAUGUUUGCAAGUCAAAUGGGUGUACGGUGACAUCUCCUUGUUGUUUAAAUUUACAUUCCUCUGAUAACUAAUGAGCGAGCAUCUCUUCUCUUCUUGUGCCUGUUAGCCUUUUAGGUUUGGCCUUCUGGAAAAUGCUCGAAUUUCUCUCUUUGCUUUUCUGUAGGGUGGAGGUUCCUCAGUUCUAGGUUUUUCUCUUAUGUCUUCUCCGUUGCUUGCCCUCCUGUGUCCCCAGCCUGCUUCUUCCUCCCAAGUCCUCUGCCCAAGUGCUGCCCCCGAAGUAAGGCAACAUGCUUUUCUUCCUUUAGUUUCAAAUCAGAAAAGUAGUUCAUCCUCAUUGCCGGGCAUUUAGGAGAUAUAGAAGGGAUUUUAAAAGAAAAUAAAAAUCAGCCAGUGGGCACUUCCCUGGCGGUCCAGUGGUUAACACUUUGCCUUCCAAUGCAGGGGUGCACGUCCUAGUCUUGGUUGGGGAGCAAAGAUCCCACAUGCCUCACAGCCAAAAACCAAAGCAUUAAACAGAAGCAGUAUUAUCACAAAUUCAGUAAAGACCUUAAAAAAUGUCCCAUAUCCAAAAAAAGUCAUCAAAUUAAAAAAUCAGUCAUAAUCUCAUUACCCAAAGACAAUCACCACUCGUAUUUUUGUAUGUUUCCUGAAAUAUUUUUCUCUUCUGCUUCCUUGAAACAUUGUGAGAUCAUGAUAUGUUCAUAAAUUUCUGUCAUGUCUUAUAUUUAAAAUGAACAUAAAUGAUAUAUAAAAAUGGACAACAAGCACAUGAAAAGAUGCUCAGUGUCAUCAGUCAUUGGGAAAAUGCAAAUCAAAACCAUAAUGAGAUAGCAUUUUAUAUCCAGCAGAGUGGCUAAAAUGAAAAAAAAAAGUAACAAGUAUUCAUAAGGAUGUGGAGAAAUUGGAACUCUCAUGCUUUGCUGGUGAAAAUGUAAAAUGGUACAGUUGCUUUGGCAAAAAGUCUGGCAGUUCCUGGAAAAGUCCAACAUUUAGUUACCAUGUGACUUUGCAUAUAGGCAAAAGAAUGAAAAACUCAUGCCUGUACAAAACUUAUACAUGAAUAUUCAUAGCAGCCCUACUCAUAACUACCAAAAGAUGGAAACCCAGCUGUCCAUCAAUUAUUAAAUGGAUAAAUAAAAGGUGAUAUAUCCAUACAAUGAAUAACAAAAGGAAUGAAAUAUGGAUACAUGAUUCAACAUGGAUGACCCCUAAAAAUAUUGUGCUAAGUGAAGUGACUUAGAUACGAGAGAUUAUUUAUUAUAUGAUUUCAUUUAUAUGAAAUACUCAGAAUAGGCAAAUCUAUAGAGACAGAAAGCAAAUUAGAGGUUUUUAGGGUUGGGAGGAUGGAAACUGAUUACUAAUGGGUACCGGUUUCUUUUAGGGGGAAUUAAAUGUUCUAAAAUUAGAAAGUGGUAAUGGUUGCACACUCUGUGAAUAUACUGAAGACCACUGAAUUAUAUACUUUAAAAGGGUAAAAUUUUUGACGUGUGAGCUAUAUCUCAAUAAAAUUGUUAUUCAAAAAGUAAACAAAUCGUUGCUGCAGAACUCUUGCAGACCUAUAUUCUGCUUCAUAGUUUGUAAAGCCUAUUUAGUAGUCUUUUUAAAGCAUCAGUAUUUCCAGUUUUAUUUCAUGUAUCUAAUAUUCUUUAUUUAACCAAUAAGUGUUUUACAAAUAUUCUAUUGGUGAACCUUGCCUCUAAUUUCUUAAUAGUUGUGAUGACAAACUUCUUUGCAUAUAAUUCUUCAUGUACAACUCAAAAAAAAAAUAAAAACA
Molecule: messenger RNA, 3366 nt
Organism: Capra hircus (goat)
Lineage: Eukaryota; Metazoa; Chordata; Mammalia; Artiodactyla; Bovidae
Gene: GHRHR
Product: growth hormone releasing hormone receptor
Exons: 14
Coding region: 171-1394 (407 amino acids)
Biological process (GO): adenylate cyclase-activating G protein-coupled receptor signaling pathway; cell surface receptor signaling pathway; positive regulation of cell population proliferation
Cellular component (GO): plasma membrane
Molecular function (GO): peptide hormone binding; growth factor binding; growth hormone-releasing hormone receptor activity
Source: RefSeq, a predicted model, not a curated record